ACGUGCAGUACGCUGUUGCUCUCGAUGGAAGGAACAACUAACGGUACGGUGUGAGUCGACACGGAAUCUCCACGGCUAAAAAUUGUCAAUGUUGUACAAUAUUCGUUUCGCGGGCCACUACGAAACCGUAACACGUGCCUCGAUCGAUGAAACAUAUCAAAUAAUUGAAACGUGUAUACAGCACGUGUCGUCUGUAGUAGCGUGUCUUCGUUAUAAAUCCUUGUAAACAAAAUACAGAUGCAACCCGAGCGAGAAGGUGAUCGCAACGUAAAUAGCCAAUGUCGAUAGCGAUUUAAGUGAUUGUUACUGACGCGAAGAUUCGUUCGCGAGAAUUUCGACGAUUCUCGAGUUUCUUUCGAAGCGAUCGUUCUUGGAACGGUUGUACGAUUGCUCCGUGCUUGAUUUCCUGGAAGAUCGGCUGGAAAAGUGCCCGAAGAAUGUACGUAUCGUCUUCGAAGUAGUUUCCCGCAAAGAAUCGAGAAGUGAACGGGUCCAAGUGGGAUCGCAAACAGUGUACGUACGUUUUUCUCUCUUCUCGGAAGAAUAAACGUGUAAUUGUAAUGCAAUUGAUCGUGGGCUGCUGUAACUGGUUGGAGUAUCGGUGAAAUCGUGGUCGGAUCGUGACAUCGCCAGUGACAAAUUGUGCAUCGGUCGUUCGUGGAGUUUUAACACCUGCCAUUUUUCCUACGUCUUUCUCCUAAAGGCAUUAUACAUAUACGAUAUACGUGCACGUACGCGUAAGCGGCUCUCUUCGCCAAACGGUUGCGAAUAGGGAAAAAGUGGAACAUUCUACUUUCACGUUUGUCGAAGAUUUGAUUUCGCUACGCGAUCGAAGUCGAAGGUGACGAAACUCGAGACAAAGAAGCGCGUGCAAAAGUUUUUGAAAUUUAACCGUGAAAGUGGACGGAUGGAGAGCAACGCGAGGAUGCUUCGAUUAUUUCUGAUCGUUGUUCUGACUGUUUCCAUGUUUGUUGACAGAGCGUGUCCAGUACCGCUAACAGGACAAAGCAACACUACAGGGGUCGUUCCGAGCACGAAGAAUGCUGCGACUGCUGCUUCGAAUGCCGAUAACAAUGAUACUGUUGUGCCUGCGGACAAACCCGUGGAAAACAAAAAGGCGGAAUCAAGUAAUAAUGCAAGUACCAAGGAGAAUUGUAAUUCUGCGAAGGAACCAGUGGACAUGCUUAAUUGCCAUGUCACGCCGCACGACAACGACGAUUUAAUAGAAAGUAACUCAUCGUCAAUGACGACAGCGACGACAACUAUCGUAAGCAACACAACCAAAGCGAGUGACACGGAAUCUCAGAAACAGAAAGUACCAUCUGACAAGAACGGAACAUCUGACAAGAACAAGGAGGAAAUUGGCAUAGUUCCGAUAAAUCCCAUAGAAACUACGCACGAAACAACUUACGAGGUUGUAUCUACAGAAACUAGUCACCCUGUAAAUGCUAACGUCGCAGGCAACGAUUCGAAAGUCGAUAUGAAUCGUACCGAUGUAUCGAUUAGCUCUGUAGCACCGUUGGUCGUAGCCAGUACUUCGAAUGUAGAGCCUGAAGUCGUCGAAGGCGUAAAGUCGUCUGAUCGGAGCCGUAAGAGGAGUAUGCCAUCGGGAACCAUAGCGCUGGUUACCGCGAUAAGUUUUGCAAUAGUAAUUGCGAUAGCGUACGUUGGAAUGAUUGUUUGGAGGCGGUAUAUCGAAUAUAGGUACGGACAUCGAGAGUUACUUGUCAACGAGUUAGAAUUCGAUACUAACGACCUGCGUCAUUUCGAGCUAUGAUUCUGCCAAGAGCGGAAAGCUGCAGAGAAGCGAGACAUAAUUGAAUGACUCACAGCUCAGGCUGGUACCAUGUAACUAUUAAAGAUUCAUUGAUCUGUGAUACUAAAGACAUGCAUUGCGUCUGACAGUCAACAAACCAAAUAUAUUUGGAUAAUAUUAUACAUUUCUUAUGAUGUAAUUGUUUUAUAUGUAUACAACCCAAUUUUUUCAACAAGUCGAUCGUUCAUUCCUCCUUCUGUAGAAUUUAAAAUAGCGUUACCUCGUGUUAUAUAUAUAUAUAUUUUUUUUCGUAAUGAUUAUAACGUGCAGAUCGUUGAAUAAAUUACAUAGUGCUGAGAGUAGUAAUAAAAAUUCUUUAAAUGUGUAUGGAUGCUAAUAGGUAUGCGUAUCGGUUUCCUUUAAAUAAUUCGCAAACAAUAUUCCGUACUGAUUUGUAGUGUUCAGAACUGUUGCGAGAUCGUAUACUAUGAAUUGAAUUUUUGUAAUCUAGUAUUUUUGUUUUACAUUGCGUGUGAUAAACAUGUAAAUAACUUUAGUUAAAUAAACAAGUGUAUUAUUUUUUUA
Messenger RNA from Hylaeus volcanicus, 2341 nucleotides. RefSeq lists its product as uncharacterized. Bases 908 to 1777 code for a protein of 289 amino acids. Lineage: Eukaryota; Metazoa; Arthropoda; Insecta; Hymenoptera; Colletidae. The transcript is spliced from 8 exons. The record is from RefSeq and is a predicted model, not a curated record.